Molecule: messenger RNA, 3371 nt
Organism: Tigriopus californicus
Lineage: Eukaryota; Metazoa; Arthropoda; Copepoda; Harpacticoida; Harpacticidae
Product: mucin-3A-like
Exons: 4
Coding region: 70-3318 (1082 amino acids)
Source: RefSeq, a predicted model, not a curated record
AGAGAAAAUUAGGUUUACUUUUGAGUCCCAUACUUAAUUGCCAUACUGUAGGUUAGCACUGUUCUAGUAAUGAUGAUCCAUUGUUUUAGAUCCGUUGCUAUUUUGUGUCACAACAUGAGCAUGCAAGAAAUAAAAACAAAAAUGCCAUUGGUCAAGCCAAAAGGUAUUUGCUCGACUCAAGGAUGUGCAGAGAAUGAAACCGAUGAGGCUCAUGCUAUCAGCAAAAUAGUUCAAGAAUGUUCGGUCGCACCAAGGCUUUGUCUCUCAUCUCAUAAAAACUAUCAAGGCUGUAUGAAACAAAAGUUACGAUGUCAACUUUAUGAGAAAAUCAAAUCUUACCUACAACGAAAUGUCAGCACAACAAAAGAUAUCCCUUCAACUUCCAACAUGGUACCAAUCAUACCGUCGAAACCAUCUAUCAAACUUUUGGCCGUUUUAUUACCUUGUACAAAUGAAAGUGUAAUUCGAAGACAUUUAUGGCGGUAUAAGAAGAUACUCUCCCAAACUCUGAAGCUGACACACAAGACGUUAUUUUUGCAUACUUGUAAUGUCAAUUUGAAGUCCCGAUUGAAGCCUUUGUUGUUGUCGCCACUGAUAUCUGGAAUUAUGUCCGUUCAAUGGAACUCCAACCCAAAUAACUCGACAUGUCAUGUUCAAAGUUUUGUAAAUAGUUGGAAUAACCUUUUUCAUGGUGCUCCUGCCAUUCCUAAAGUCCAAUACGAAUAUCAAAGAAGCCUUGUUGGAGCGAUGAAAUUCAUGGCCUCUGAGAUUCACAAGGGAACCAUCAAUCGGCGCUUGGAUGGCAAUACUUUGUUGGUCAACUUACAACAUACUACUCCACCCCAAUCCAGAGAAUGCUUGAGCAUGAAAAUGUUCAAUGCAUCAAAAGCAGAUCAAUCUACAAACAUGGGCGUUCAAAAUAUGGAAAUGUUUUUACAAGAGAGCCUUUCAGAGUGUGUUACACAGCCGUGUCCUCAAUGGGCCAUUUCAUAUGAAUCUAGUCAAGAGCCAACCGUGCCAGCUCUUGAGAACUCUAGUACACAAUCACCUUUACCGACGUCAACAUCAUUUGCAAAUUCAGAAUUCGCAAUGAUCCCAUCAGAUCUUGGCACUUCGGAUGUUAAACCUCUAUGGAGUACAAGCAAUGCCCAAACAACUUCAAGAACAGUUCUGAAAACAACCAAUCUCAUCUCUCUAAACUUAGAUUCGCCAGUAGAUCAAACAAUUAUUGCCACCAAUUCCCCCUCAACUGCCAUUGGAAACCCAGCUAUGAAGACCCCAACCACCUCCACUACUUCUGCAAUUACUAUCACCAUUGUCACCACUACCACUACCAUUACCUCCUCCUCCCCUAGUACUAUCUCUAUCACCCCCACCAUCACAACAAUAACAACAACUACAACAACUACCACAACUACUACUUCCAUGACGACUGCUCCUCCUCUUACUACUACUACUACUACUACUACUACUACUACUACUACUACUACUACUACUACUACUACUACUACUACUACUACUACUACUACUACUUCUACUUCUACUUCCACCACCACCACAACUACUACAGUUAGUCCUACAACUACUACAGUUAAUCCUACAACUACUACAGUUAGUCCUACAACUACUACUCCCACAAUUCCUACUACUAGUAUUGCUGCUGUUACCACCACCGCCGCCACCGACACAACAAAUACUAUCAAGACCACUAAGGCAACUACCACCAAUAUUGUAAGACUGUGGAAACCGGCCAUUGUCCCUUUUUCUACGAACACCACAUCCAUCGAUAACAUUGACAUUGAAUUCAAUAGGAGUCCGACCCAUUUUACAACAAGUCAAGAGCCAAUAAGCAAUGAAGCAUCUUCUCCGAACGCUGAUUAUCCUCCUACAUUUCAUGUCCAAACAAUUGGAGACGUUCCAUUUACAGAAGCACAACAACCUUCAGACUAUCGUAACCAAAAUGGUGCAAGUAUUCUGCAAAAUCAAGAUGGACAAGAUGAAGGGCUACGGACAAUCAAAUCCAAAUUGAAGGAAUCAACGUCAAACUUCUCGUUCCGGACAUUGACUGAACUCGAUGAUCGAGAGCAGGCAAAUGAGUCUGGAUCUUCUGAUUUUGGGUUGAAUACAAACUCUGCUUGUCCCAAUCAAGCCAAAAGUCAAAAGACAUUUCCCAGGACUUGGCAAUCCGUCUUGUUUUGGGUUAAUGUAGUGAGCAUCAUUACCCUUAUGUUCACAUGGCUUACCUAUUGGGCUGUGACCCAAAAGAGCGACCUGAAUAUUCAAGUCUUCGAGGUUUUUGUACCUUUAGGAUUGAUUGCGUUGAACGUGUCAGUGUGCAGUUUCUGUUUGAAUCCUUUCAGCAAUGCCAGUUGCUGGAUUCAAACAUUCUUGCCUGGUGUGGGACUCAUGGCAAUCUUUUCGGGUGCUUUAUCACAACUCCUUCAUGAUCUAAACAGGAAUGUGUACAUCGUCAAUCCUGAUGGGAAUCGGAUCUGUUGCUUGAAUCAGAGUGUUGGCCUGACCAUUAUGUGCAUCAGCUUCAUUAUGGGACAAUGUGCCGUGUGCUUUUUCUGGUUCAUCAAGAACGGGGCUGACAGUUUGGCACAAAUAUGCUUCCCGGGAUGCGGCCGUACCACGGUUCAGUUGGAUAUGGUAUCGUAUUCAACCGCAUUUCCUCCUAUGAUUCUCGGCCUGCUUGUCGGUGUAGUCAGUUUAACCAGCCUUAAGUGGAGGAAAGGCUCACGAUCAACAUGUAACUUAAUUGGGGUGUGGUUCACCUUCAUCAUUUGUGCCAUGUUUUUGACUUACAACUUGUGGUUUGAGAAGCACAAUACUCGACCUUUGAGUGCCAUCACUUACACCCUAGUGGCGACUAUUUUUGGCAUUUGUACAUUUUAUGUAUUUGUGGUACGAAAGGUGCUGUCGCUGAAGGACAAUCGGGAACUGCGCUUGACAGCCAACACAACCUUUAUUGAGAAUCGCUCUUUGACGAACUUUUGCCACGCUCCAAGUGCAACCACGAGCUCAUCAGUGCACCCAAAUUUCAAUGUCAAUACGUUCAGCAGUACAAGCUCGUUUGCACUGCCAAAUGUCAUCGCAAUGCCAGAAUCGUCAGCUUGGCAAGAACUCUGCCGUUGGGAGUUUGAGAUGAACCAAAGUGAUCCCAUCGAAGAGGGUUUCUUGAGCAGUGGUAGUUCGCAUAUCCAUCAGGACGAGGCCUCAAUAACGGAAGAGGACUCGAGUGACGCUUGCGAAAAGGACAGAGAUGAUAAAGUGAUUGUCCUCACAUCUACUACAACAGGAAUAUCUCGAAUUUAAAGUGGAGUCCAGAAUUCACCAACUAAUUUGAGGACAACAUGUAAAAAUUUCGU